Messenger RNA from Lactuca virosa, 1137 nucleotides. The record is from the annotation of a GenBank genome assembly. Lineage: Eukaryota; Viridiplantae; Streptophyta; Magnoliopsida; Asterales; Asteraceae.
CACUGUAUGACUGUCUCAGAUGCUUCUCGAUUUUCUCCACCGCCUUAUCUUCCUUCUCUAAUGAUAUCUGUUUCUUUCUCUUCCUCUUGCUUUUCUGGAUGGUUCCAUCCACUGCCCUAGACGCCGUCAUACAACACGGAUGCGCCCUCCACCGCCCAGUGUUUGAUCCCUCCACGGUUUGAGCCCUAAUUUUUUUUUCUUUUUCUUUUUUGGGUUUGGAAUGGAGAUGGUGGCGAUGGAGGAUAUUACUAGCUGGAACCUUAGAAGAUGGAGAUGGAGUCGGACACCGUAGACCUUGGCGAGUCUGCCUCUACCGCAACAGACGUUGGCAGGUCUUCCUCCACCACUGCAAACUUCACCUUCUCUCUUCUAUUCUCUCUCUACACCGAUGGUCCCUCUGCGGUUGUGGCAUAUCGACAGACUGGCGUUCGACGUACGGUUGAAGGUACCCAUCGAUGAUGGGUUUGGGGCAAAACUUGUGAAACAGCCAUCUGAAUGUCAUUGAGGGAGACAGGGUGACUUUUUAUCGGUUCUCACUUCUAAUCUGCUUAACCAUUUGACAGGUACUCUAAAAGAACCAUCUAGAAGAAACUUUCCAGUUGAGUGGGCACAUUCAACAUCAACCAUGGCAGAUGCAAACGAAAUCAUGCGAAAUCUUCCAGCAUCUGACAUGAUAGAAUCAUGCUCCAUAGCUGGACCUGGUUUUAUAAAUGUUAAACUAUCAAAGCAAUGGAUAGCUAAGAGCAUUCAAAAGAUGCUGAAAGAUGGUAUUGAUACAUGGGCACCAAAGCUUGUAGUCAAAAGGGCAAUUGUUGACUUUUGAUCUCCCAGAUAAUGAUCAACCCAUUGGAGAGCUUGAGGUGUUUUACCAGGCAUCAAAGCAGAGAUUUGAUAGUGAUCUUGAGUUCAAAGAGAGAGCUCAGAAGGCAGCAGUCAGUCUUUCAGGAACAAUUUAGAUUAGAAGAACAACAACGUGAAAUAUUUUAUCAGCAACCUCUGACCCAAUUUUGGAGUAGCCAAACAGAUUUUUUUCAUUUUUCGUCUUUUUUCUGUCUGAUGCCAUUGGGAGUUUACUUGCAUGGAAGUUCGAGAUGGUCUAUGGCAGAUGAGGAGAAUGAAUUAUCUUUGUACAUAUAA